Molecule: messenger RNA, 2145 nt
Organism: Drosophila novamexicana
Lineage: Eukaryota; Metazoa; Arthropoda; Insecta; Diptera; Drosophilidae
Product: venom protease
Exons: 5
Coding region: 345-1487 (380 amino acids)
Biological process (GO): proteolysis
Molecular function (GO): serine-type endopeptidase activity
Source: RefSeq, a predicted model, not a curated record
AUUUCGAACAUAACUAUCGACCAGUAGAGGAAAUUUCGACAAUUGUUUUGUCAGGCCCUCGAUGUCGAUAUUCUUGUUAGCGGCUGUUAACUUUAAUUAAGUUCGAAUAAUUUGUGAAUUGAUUACAAAAAAGAAAAAAAUAUUGAAAUGUGUAUGGGAUAGUUAUUGGCUUUUGCAAUCGAUGCCAUAGAAAUGAACCACUUUCAGCAUAUGCCAAAAUUUGAUAUGUAGGCUAUCAGUAUAAUCUGACCUUGACACAUCAGACGUACAAUUCAAGUGCGUAUUUCAGAUCGCUUCGAGAUAAGACAAAAAAAAAACAAAACACAAAUCGAAACUGAGAGUGAAUGUUUGGCAGGAACGCGUCAGAUACCCGCCAGCCGCCGGACGCAAUGAACAUGAUCUGUACAAUUUUGGCAAUUAUUUUAUUUUCGGCUUCGUCGGGCCGAGUGCUGGGCGAGUACUGCGACAAUGGCACCGGCGAGUGCAGAGAGUUCACCUCAACCGAUUGCCCGGUGAUCUUCUACAAUCAGCAUCUGAUCGGGCCCAAUAAUGUCAAAUACUGCGAUGAGUUCAAUGACAUUGUCUGCUGUCCUCUUCCACUGAAUGUCCAGCAAAGGCAGCAAACGAUGCCGGAUACACGAAGACUAUUCGAAAAGGAGUGCCUCCGUUAUAAUGACAUCAGAUCCUCGUGCCGUUUCACGCCCCUCAUUGUGGGCGGCACCAAGGCGAAGGGUCGUGAGUUUCCCUUUAUGGCGCUGCUGGGCACGAGGCAGCCUGGCGGUUCCAGCAUUAGCUGGGACUGUGGCGGCACACUGAUCCAUCCAAAGUUCGUGCUGACCGCUGCCCAUUGCCUAGAAACCACAGAGACGAAGGCGCAACGUCUGGAUCCCAAUUAUAGGUCACCCAAAUAUGUUGUACGCCUGGGCGAAUUGGAUUACAAUAGCACCACGGACGAUGCACAGCCGCAGGACUUUCAGUUGGUUAACUAUGUGGUGCAUCCGGCGUACGCAGAGGAUGACGACGGUGCCCGCAUCAAUGACAUUGCUCUGCUCGAGCUGGACAGGAAUGCCACCCUGAAUGAGCAUGUGGCACCCGCCUGCCUGCCGCCCGCCAGCGGCGAUGAGCACUUCGAUCUGAAUGCAGCUGGCUGGGGCCACACCGAGAACUCUGGCCGAAAGUCAACGCAUCUACUGACCGUGGGUCUGCAGCGCUACAGCGAUAAGGUGUGCAGCGAGCGACUCGAGAGCCGCAUAAUAUCCCGCACUCAAUUCUGUGCCGGCUCCGGAUCACCCGACAGCAAUGCGGACACUUGCAAUGGCGACUCCGGCGGACCCAUCUUCGUGCAGCAUCCGGCCUACCAUUGCCUCAAGCAGGUGAUUGGCGUCACAUCGUACGGAGUCAUCUGUGGCAAUUACAAAUUCCCCAGUGUCUAUACCAAGGUGCAUCUCUACACGGACUGGAUUGAGAACAUCGUCUGGGGCGAAUGAUAGCCAUUUAAUUAAUCAUGUAAUUAUGCUGCAGCUAAUGGACUCCGUGGGAAUAUUGAUCCUUUGAGACAUUUAUUUGUAGCAUAAGACAUAUUUAGAAGAGCAUUUAUUGAAAUUUAUUUCCUUUGAUAUAUUAAUCUUUGCGAGCGAUAAAAUAAUCAAAUGUAAUCAUGGGUUAGACAUCGCUGAUCCUUUAAGGUAUAUAUGUUCCUGUUCAGUAUGAAAUAUAGAUUUUAUAUAGUCAUGUUCUUCUUAAUCUGGAUCUGUCCUUCCGCCUGUUGGGCCUAAUGCAUACUAAUAUCUAAGCUUGAGAGAUAUCAUAUAUCAUAUACCGUGUCUUAUGACUGGCAAAGAUCUCUCGAAGAUACAUAGUUUGUAUGGUUAACUUGUCUGUUGGGCAAAUUAUCCAAUAUUAUUUGAGCAAUAUCUGAACAACAUCCAACAACUAUAACAAUAGUUUCUAUAGACAACAGACAGAAUAAUCAGCCGGCAAUGGCGAGGUUUUGAUUUUAGGAUUGACUUGUUUGGCAUAUCCAAGGAUUCUGUGUCGAAGAUAUACUUAUUGAUAAAUAACUAGGAAUCGAUUAAAAAGCCUAUUCUAAGAAUUUCAAAUGAAUUAACUAAAAACAUUCAAUAGUUAAUAAACAAUCAAAGUCAA